This is a messenger RNA of Sceloporus undulatus (fence lizard), 4257 nucleotides long. RefSeq names its product tRNA mitochondrial 2-thiouridylase (gene TRMU). The coding region runs from base 113 to 1372 and encodes 419 amino acids. NCBI's taxonomy places the organism in Eukaryota, Metazoa, Chordata, Lepidosauria, Squamata, Phrynosomatidae. Gene Ontology annotation, molecular function: sulfurtransferase activity. Gene Ontology annotation, biological process: tRNA wobble position uridine thiolation. The record is from RefSeq and is a predicted model, not a curated record. Gene Ontology annotation, cellular component: mitochondrion. The transcript has 11 exons.
CUCAGCUGGGCUCCGCCUUAGUAGGCCUCACUCCUUCCUUCCUUCCUUCCCUCCCUCUUGGCUGCGGCCUAGUCACCAAAAGAGGUGCAACGAGGGAAGGAAGGAGGCAGGGAUGCUGGGGGCUGCGCGGCGGCAUGUGGUCUGCGCCUUGUCCGGCGGGGUGGACAGCGCGGUGGCGGCCCUCCUGCUCCGGCGGAGAGGAUAUGAAGUGACAGGAGUUUUUAUGAAGAACUGGGACAUGGUGGAUGAAAAAGACGUUUGCUCUGCUGACAAAGACUGUGAAGAUGCUUACAGGGUUUGCCAGACACUUGGCAUUCCAUUUCAUCAGGUUUCCUAUAUAAAAGAGUAUUGGAAUGAUGUGUUUAGCUACCUCUUAAAUGAAUAUGAAUUAGGGAGGACUCCAAAUCCUGAUAUUUUAUGCAACAAGUACAUCAAAUUCAAUUAUUUCUUACAUUAUGCUGUGGAUAAACUUGGAGCAGAUGCAAUGGCGACUGGUCAUUAUGCCAGGACUUCCCUGGAUGAUAAUGAAGUAUUUCAGCAAAAAUACAUUCAAAGACCACAAGGACUCUUCAGAAAUAGAUUUGAAAAAAGAAAUACUGUAAAGCUUCUUCAGGCAGCUGAUCACAAUAAGGACCAGACUUUCUUUCUCAGCCAGAUUUCACAGGAAGCCUUGAGGAGAACAAUUUUUCCUCUAGGAGAUCUAACAAAAGACUUUGUAAAGAAGAUUGCUGCGGAGCAUCACCUCCACCAUGUACUUCAGAGGAAAGAGAGCAUGGGAAUCUGUUUCAUCGGUGAAAGGAAUUUUGAAAAGUUCAUUCUUGAGUAUUUAGAGCCACGUCCAGGCAACUUUGUUUCCAUUGAAGACAAUACAAUCAUUGGAACACACAAAGGUUGGUUCUUGUAUACAUUUGGACAGAGAGCCAGGAUAGGAGGCCUCAAAGAAGCUUGGUUUGUUGUAGAUAAAAAUGUAGCCUCUGGGGAUGUCUUUGUGGCACCUUCUAGAGAGCACCCUGCACUUUACAGAGAUCUCUUGCGGACUAACCGAGUGCACUGGAUUGCAGAAGAACCACCAGCAGAGCUGAUUCGGGACAAAAUGAUGGAAUGUAAUUUCCGCUUCCAACACCAGAUGGCACUAGUGCCAUGCACAUUAACUCUGAAUCAGGAUGGGACAGUAUGGGUAACACUGGUCAAACCAAUAUGGGCUCUUACACCAGGGCAGUUUGCAGUUUUCUACAAGGGUGAUGAAUGCCUCGGCAGUGGAAAGAUUUUGAGAUUGGGUCCAUCAAUGUAUACUUUGCAACAGGGCAAAAACAGAGAAAAGACAGCAGGAAGUAUGCACACCAAUGAGGUCAAGGUAGAACCAGCCACAUGACAGAUUGCUUUCUUAACCAAGCAAAUACUUUGUUAAUUGAAAGACUUUGAAUAAAAAAUAAUAUUGGUUCAAAUAGCCAUACAGUCAUAACAGGAUUCAUGGAUGAACAUACUGACAUGCUAUUCUAAAUAUCUUCCCAGGGUAAAUUAAGGACAUGCUUUUAGUGUUGUUGGUUUGUUUUUUUUAAUAAAAUAUUUUGGACACAAUGAUUGAUUUACGUUGGUAAGAAACAGACACAACCUUCUUCCUUUGGGAAAGCAAUGUCAUGUUGUGUCCACUCAGAAAUAAGAGCCACUGAGAGCUGCAGUCCCACAAGUCUAUGUGGGAAUGUCUCCAUAAUUUAAUGAACAAGGAGUUCAACCCUUUCCUAUUUUAAAUGCAGGACUACAAAAUACAGACAUCCCUUAGUUAACAAAAGCUCCUGACAAAGAAGCUCCUUUUUACAACGUCUUUUUACUCCAGUCUAGUUCUCCUUUUUCUCCUCCUCCUCAUCUGAACAUUUUUUUUAGCAGGGUUGGCAUUGGGAGGAUAGUGAAGGAGGGCUGGAAAACAACUUUGGGUGUUGAGCUCCAGCAGCAGGUCUUCAAAAAACAAUGCAAUAAACAAAGCUUGAACUGGGAAAAAUUGUCCUCCAGCAGCCAAUCCCACUGUAACUGUGUGUCUCGAUCUACAAUAGGCAAAGUAAACAGCAGCUGCCUCAAGAAUCCCUUUUUUGAUCAUUUGUAAAACAGGAAGAAAGGUGGAAAGCAGACAAGCCUACCUCACCAGCUUUCCCUAAGCAUGUUAAAAAAUGAACACAUCUUUUUGGGAUUGCUAAAAAUGGAACUCAUAAGAAAUAUGGAGGCUGAUAAAAGGAAAAAAAUCAUCCUUGGAAGAAUCUUUUUUAGCAAAAAAUGAGAACAAGUUAAAUACACAUUACACCUCCCUCAAAAUGUUUUUAUUUACUUACACAGUUCUUACCUGACCUGAUUGUUUCAUUUCACAGUCUGUAUUGUUAGUUUUACAGAAACUUGGUGAUCUGCUCUUUUUUUGUGGUGUGGGAACAUAUCCCUAUUUUUUCAACAUUAUUUCAGCCUCUGCCACCAUGUUUUCUGUUAAAGAGGGACUUGUAUCUGCUUUGGUGAAAUAUACAUGUACAAAAAUCUAAAGAUACAAAUUGCAGAAAUAGAAUAAUGUAAAAUCUAAAAAUUAUUCUAAGGACUUGAUAUUGAACAUAGUUUUCUUUUCAUAUUUUCUUUGACUAGCCAAUUCUCUGUGCCACAUCACAAAUUACUAUUGAAAAGCUUUCCUUUUCAAAAGCAGCCAUUUGUAUUCAAAGAUGGCAUACUGCCUGAGGUCAAAGUCCCCAUGGUUUCAUAGAUUGUUGUCUUCUGGCCACAACAGUGUAUAUCCUGUUGGGUGUAUUAUGUGUAUAUGCAACACACAUCUUCAUUUCUCUCCACCCUGUCCCCUGUACCAACUACACUGAGUUUCUAUUUAUGGUAAAUACAGGGGUUUUUGAUCCCCAUUUGUGAUCUAAGGAGGAAGGGAGACUACAGUUCAAAGAUACUGAAAAGCAAGAGAGUGAAGUUCAAUUGUGUAUGUAUACUGUUGGGUUUUUUGGCUAGAUCUUUGUUCUUAAAAAAAAUUGGAAUCCUCAAACAGUGAUCCAUUUCUUUUGGUGAAUCUCCACUGUGCCUGAAAGAGCAGUUUUUCUGUAACCUUCUUAGCUCUAUUUAGAUGUUUGUAGCCUUCACACAGUUAGUAUCACGGGAGAAAGAGGGGAUGAACACACUAGCUCAUCCCCUUCCAUUUGCAGUAUUGUCCCUGCCACUUUCUGCAAGAUGGAGUCAUUGGUUAUGGCAGGAAGUCUGCUGUACUCAUGAAAGCUCCCUGUGUUAUAUAGGGCUGGAGUACAUGGGCAGGAAAAAGCAUCUCAAUCUUGGGUUUUCUGAAAGCAGGUCGAAACCCUGCUGUCCUCAUGUCUACAGGCUGUCUGCAGCAUGUGGCAUCAAGCCGCGCUGCAUGUUUUCCCCCAGCCUCCCCCCCCCAUUAAUACACUUCCAGUUACCUCCCUCUUCCUGCCCAGAUGUCAUUCCAUUGGACGUCCUCCUGUAUGAUUGACCAUACAGUCGCAUGUGCUAUGCACUGCCCGUACAGUGCAUCAGUGUUCCCAGUGAGACAUUGGCAAAGCACAGUCAUGGAGGCCUCGUAUGCCCCUUUCGUCCCAUGACCUGUUGUAGUGUCUGGUCUGUGUAUGUUGUAAUUACAUCCAUUGCAUUCUUUUUGCUUUGUCACAGUCCCAUACUAGCACUGGACUGUCUAUAUGCCAGCCUGAUGAUGCACAUUUUCUACCUUGAGUCAGAGUAUCACAACUUUUUUGCUCCCAUUUUUAGCCCUGGAGCGUGGCUUCAUUUCGCUUUCCAUCCGGUUUUCCUUCGUGCAUCAUCUAUAAAUAUCCAGGCUUCAGAUCGGUUUGAAGCUGCUUUAUUUGGCCAGUCCAGACGCCCCCUUAGCAAUCAAGAAGUAUGUAAUUCUUAAGUAUAUGGAGGGCAUAUAUGGCCCCUUGCUGCAGGCAUUCUCCUUCUACCUCAUGGAGGGAGAAGAGAUAGUCUUUUCAUCACUACUCUCCUUUACACAAAUAAUACAGGUUUUAGUGUUUAAAGUGCCAUAAGAGUCAUUGCUGCUCUUAAACUCUUGUAACACAUAUGCUUAUGAAGUUUGUAUAGAAGAGUCUCCUCAGAUCCUCCCCAAAGUCUGAAAUUGUAAACUUUCAUUACAUUUUUCAUCAUGUGUUUCUUCUGUAGUUAACAAAUAGUGCCUCUGUGGGGGAUAAUGGAUUUUAUAUUGUAGAACAGUAUUUAUUUUCCACCUCUCUGAAAUAAAUUAUUUUCAAGUUAAUAUAC